Molecule: messenger RNA, 704 nt
Organism: Ceutorhynchus assimilis (cabbage seed weevil)
Lineage: Eukaryota; Metazoa; Arthropoda; Insecta; Coleoptera; Curculionidae
Source: the annotation of a GenBank genome assembly
CAUAACCCUAAAAUGUAUUGUAAACAUUAAAAAUUUUGAAAUUUAUUUAUUAUUUAUUACAAGAAUGACUUCCUAUGGGAAAAUGGAAACAGAAAAAUUAAAACAAAAUGUGGAAAGUCAACUAGAUCGUUUGAUGGAACAAUUAGCCGAUUUAGAAUCCUGCAAAGAUGAUAUGGAUGCUGAAGAAUACCAAGAAACCAAAGAAGAAACCAUGGACCAAUUAAAAGAAUUGAACGAGAGCCUUUCCAAACUGGUCAGUGGAAAUAUUUCAUUGAUAAGCUCUAUCGGAGCCGUUCAACUAGCUACACAAGCUGCCAUAUCUCAGGCAUUCAAAACCCCUGAAGUUAUUCGAUUAUUUGGUAGAAAGGAGCCAAAACAGCUAAGGGAAAGGUUAAACGCUGUUGAUGAACAAGCUAAAUUGAAUAAAUUAAGUACUGAAGGAAGGGAUAGACAAAAAGUUGAAAUUCUGAUUGCUUUACGGCAACUCAAUGAACAACUGACCAGCGAAGAAUUGCAAUUUUUGGAAAAGCACAACAGUGAGUUUGGAAGUUUGAAAAAUAUUGAGUUUUUAGAACUGAAAGAUGACAAUAAUUGAAUUACUAUUUUAAUAAAGACUGUUCUGUGUUGUGAUUUAGCUUAAGCUUUCCAUUUUCAUUAUUGCAAUGUUUAUAAUUAAAUAUAUAAAUGUCCAGCUUUGUAGUAUA